Molecule: messenger RNA, 2124 nt
Organism: Dryobates pubescens (Downy woodpecker)
Lineage: Eukaryota; Metazoa; Chordata; Aves; Piciformes; Picidae
Product: disintegrin and metalloproteinase domain-containing protein 32-like
Exons: 19
Coding region: 1-2124 (707 amino acids)
Biological process (GO): cell adhesion; proteolysis; binding of sperm to zona pellucida
Cellular component (GO): plasma membrane
Molecular function (GO): metalloendopeptidase activity
Source: RefSeq, a predicted model, not a curated record
AUGUUUCUGCAUGUGUAUCCUUGUGUUGACUCUCCAGGGCUGGCCCAGCUCACGGUGCCGGUGCGGCUGCCCCCCAGCGCCGCCGGGGCGGUGGACUCAGUGUCCUAUGUCCUCACCAUCGAGGGGAGGCUCUUCACCAUUCACCUCCAGCAGCAGGCCUUGUUGUCUGAUGACUUCAGGCUUUAUGUCUCUGAGCAGGAGGGACCUCUGCACCCUGAUGCAGUCCAGAUCAAGGGGGACUGCCACUACCAGGGCUUCAUCGAGGGCUUCCCCAGCUCAGCUGUGACCCUCAGCACCUGCUCAGGGCUCAGGGGCCUGCUGCAGUUUGACAACAUCAGCUAUGGGAUUGAGCCCCUGGCUUACUCUGCUGGCUUCAAGCACUUCGUGUAUCCAGUGAGUGCCCAGGACACAGCAGGCACCCUCCUGGCCAGCAGCCCCCGAGACAGAGAGGCAGUGGGGGUGGAGGUGGAGGAGAUGGCAUCCCAAGCACCUGGAGAUAAGGAACCCUUACCAGGUGCAGCUCAAUCCCCCAAGACCCUCAGAGUCUCGGUGGUGGUGGACAAGGCUUUGUACUCCUACAUGGGGGCAAACACCAACACUGCUGCACAGAAGAUAAUCCAGGCCUUCAAUCUGAUCAACAGUAUGUUUCAGCCUCUCAAUGUCAUCAUCCUGCUGUCCUCCCUGGAGGUGUGGACACAGGAGAACAAAAUCUCCACAGCAUUGGAGGCUACUGAGCUGCAGACAAGCUUCACAAAGUGGAAGAGGCUGCACCGUGCUCAUCAGGAGAAGGAUUUGUCUCUGCUGCUGCUGUACAAGGCCCGAAGAGCCAUGAUGGGAGCAACCAUGCAGGGGGCAGUCUGUGAGAGAGAUGGUGCUGGAGCAGUGGCUGUGUACCAAAGUUUCAUGACCCUGGAGUCCUUCUCUGUCCUUGUGACCCAGCUGCUGGCACACAGCCUGGGCAUGAGGUACGACGAUGCCCGCAGCUGCCAGUGCCGCACCACCACCUGCAUCAUGGACAGGAUGGCUCUCUUCACAGGUGGGACAAAAGCCUUCAGCAACUGCAGCAGCAAGGACUUUGAGACCUUCCUGAAGCAGGAGAGGAGCAGCUGCCUGUUCCACACUGGCAGGUGGAGAAGACCCUCCUUGGGCACAGCCAAAUGCGGCAACGGCGAGGUGGAGCCUGGGGAGCAGUGCGACUGCGGCGCUGGGGAGGCCUGCUCAAAGGAUAAAUGCUGUACUAGAUCCUGCCGCUUCAAGCCAGGAGUGAAAUGUUCCUCUGGGCCGUGCUGCAGUGACUGCCAGUUCCGGCAGCAGAACUCCCCCUGCCGCCCGGCUGCCGACCCAGAGUGUGACCUGCCCGAGGUCUGCAGCGGCUCCUCCGCCUCCUGCCCCCCUGACCUCUACCUGCAGGAUGGGCACAUCUGUGCGGGUGGCACCGGCUACUGCUACAAGGGACGCUGCCAGUCUCCAGAGCUGCAGUGCCAGAAGCUCUAUGGGAGAGAGUCCAGGAAUGCUCCCAUGGCCUGCUACGAGGAGCUCAACAGCCAGAAGGACAGGUUUGGGCACUGCGGAUUCCACCCCAGGAGGGGUUACCAGUCCUGUGCUUGGAGGGACCUCAGGUGUGGGAAGCUGGUCUGCACCUACCCCUCCAACCUUCCCUACCCCUCGGAGGCUGCUGCCGUGGCGUACGCCCGAGUGCGGCACCACCUCUGCAUCUCCCUGCACUACCUGAACGUGUCAGCACAGAGAGACCCUCUGCUGGUCCCCCCAGGCACGAAGUGUGGCUCUGGAAAGCUGUGCAUCAACAGCACUUGCCAGCCUCUGGCGGCCCUGGGGCAGGACUGUGCCAGCGCAGUGCAGUGCCACGGCCACGGCGUGUGCAACAACAGGGGGCAGUGCCACUGCCAGCCUGGCUGGCAGCCCCCCAACUGCCAGCGGAGGGACUCCAGGCUGCGGGGCAGCGGCGGCAGCCAGGAGGCAGCCGGUGGCUUCCUCCUGCUGCAAAAGCUGAAGGACACUAAGGUGAUCUCAGCCCUGCUGGGCACCUUCCUCUUCCUCGCCAUCGCCAUCACCUUCGGCCUCUACCGCUGCUGCAGGCAGAAGCCCCCAGGCACGGAGGGGUAA